AUGCAAAAAAAAUCAAUUAUUGUUGUUUGAAAAAAGAAAUGAAAAAUUGUGUUGAAAAAAAGUGAAAAAUAAGAAAAGAAACGUCGUCUUCAUAACCUAACAAAGGAAAAAAAAACCUAAAGAAAGCCCGCAAACAUCAUUUUAUCAUUACUCAACUACUCUUCACAUACAAAAAGGCAAAUCCAGGCACAUCAUGUAUGUGAAACGGAAACCAAAAUAUGAAAAAUAUGACAACUGUAAUAGGAUAACAAAUUUAGUUUCGCAUCGCAGCGAUACACGACCACACACAACAACGGAACGUACAUUACGUGCAAUUUCACGUGUUGGACAAGCUGUUAAUUUGGCAGUUGAACGAUUUGUAACUGUUGGCGAGACAAUUGCUGAUGACAAUCCCGAUAUCAAGAAAGAUAUGUACGACGCUUGCAAAGAAGCACGAGCAGCAGGUGCAUCAAUAGAACGAUUGUGUGACAUAAGUGCAAACGAUUUGCAUGGCUAUCCUCCCAGACCGGAUCCUAUUGACGAUCGAGGGCACAUGGUGCGUGCCGCCCGUACAUUAUUAAGUGCAGUUACACGAGUUCUUUUAUUAGCAGAUAUUGUGGUUGUAAAACAAUUACUACUAACUAAGGAUAGGGUAGAACGUACUUUAGGUAGAUUAGAACAAGUGGCAAAUUUUUCCGAAUUUGUAAAAGCAUUUUCAGUAUUUGGUGCCGAAAUGGUUGAAUUAGCACACGUAACAGGUAAUAGACAGAGUGAUUUGAAGGAUGAACGAAGAAGGGCACAAAUGGCGAGCGCAAGGCAAGUUCUUGAGAGAUCGACAAUGAUGUUAUUGACGUCCUCCAAGACAUGUUUGCGUCACCCGGACUGCGUACAUUCAAAGGAAAAUCGCGAUACAGUUUUUUGCCAAAUGCGUCGUGCCAUGGAUCUGAUACAUUACGUUGUCAAAGAUGGUGUGAUAGAAACGACAGUGCCUGCCGAUCGUAAUACCUCACGACAUCAAGCUGAAUGGGACUCGGAACGUGCAACAGCAUUUACGUGUUUGCACCAUUUCCGGCGUCUCAUCGAAGCGGCAAAGCCCAAAUUCAAUCGCAGCGUAUCGACGAGCGUGCCAAAAUCGCUGGCAAAGGAUAUUCUCACGAGUCCGAUUACGGAGAAGGAUUUCGACAUGGAUCGCCCGGAUCCGACGGAGCUUUUGCUACAACGAAGUAACAGCGAACGCGAUCGACGAAUCGGAAGUCGCGCAUCUGGCGGGCAUCGAGAAUUUCGUUAUCGUGAAAUUCUGACGCGGGGAUGUCGUCUUACGGGCGUUUCGUUGUUUACGCCCGACGGCAGGGAAAAACUGAUGGCAGCUCUCGACAAAGUGUGCGAACGUACUCAGGAUUUUACCGAUUCCGCCUACACGAGUCACGAUCAUCGCGAAAAUAUUCUUUUGCUGUGCGAUCGAUGCAAAUUAGAACUAAAUCAGUUGCUUCGUAUGGCUGUUAACAUGGAACAAUUUCCCAACUCUACGUUUGACAUAAAUGCGGCACUCGAAAGUGUGAUAAAUGCUGCGCUCGAUUUGCAACAUCAACUCGUUGUAACGACGCAUGAUCAGGCCGUGGAGUUGCCACACAUCAUCAAAACGAGCAUCGAACUUGUUAAUACGCUCAGGACAAUUGCCUUAAAUCACGAAAUUGAUAGACUGCAAGAAUGCGCUGACCGAUUCCACGAACGGAUUGAUCACAUGUUGGAGGUUUGUAAGUUACUGAGACACAUUGCCUUAUCUGAAACACUUCAAGUUCAAGCCAAAUUUACUGAAAUUAAUAUUAGGAUAUACGGACCACAGGUCAUCACAUCAGCUCGUGCACUCUCUACACAUCCCAGUAGUAAAAUUGCCAAAGAAAAUGUCGAGGUUUUCGUUGAUAUGUGGCAAUGGUUAUGCAGCGAUAUUACGUUAAUAUCGAAGGAAGUGCUUGAUCUUGCACAGAAUCGUUCCAAAAUCGACAAAUCCGAAUACUUAAGUCUUCCAAGGCCUGGCAAGCAUGGAACAACAGCAAAACCAUUAAAGCCUGCGCGUUUAGAUUCGGAAGAGCAGGAAAAAAUCGCCAAAACGGGACAAGAAAUGAAAGAAGCAACAAACGAAAUGGAAGGCGAAGCCGACAAAUGGAAUGCCGAUGAGAACAAUGACAUUGUGAAACGCGCAAAAAAUAUGUCAGCGAUGGCACUAUCAAUGUAUCAAUUCACAAAAGGUGAAGGCAAUCUCCGGACAACACAGGAUUUAUUUACUCAGGCCGAAUAUUUUGCCGAAGAGGCAAACAGAUUAUACAAGGUUGUGCGACAAUUUUCCUAUCAGGUCCCAGCUGGUGAUCCAAAAAAAGAAUUAUUAGCCCAUUUAGAUAAAGUGCCAACUUAUGUACAAACACUACAAUUUACUGUGAAGGAUCAUACGGUUGGGAAAGCCGCAACAUUUGUCAAAGUAGAUCACGUAAUACAGGAAACAAAAAAUCUAAUGAAUAUCAUAUCAAAAGUUGUAUCAACAUGUUUCAGUUGUGCCAAUAAGUAUAAAUUAGACUUUAGCGGAUUAUCUGGGCGCAUGGCAUCCGGAAGUUCGCGCGAUGACGAAGUUUCUGGCGGUCAAGGAGAUACAAAGGGAACGACAUUCGGAUCAACGGAUCAGCAAGGGUGACAGUACGGGAUGGGCAGACGGCCCAAAGGAGACGCGCGUAGAACACGAGUUUCGUUUCUCUUGUUCUAAUGAGUCUGUGUUUAAGCUGCGUUUUGAUGCGAGAAGAGCAAUUGUACGAAGAACAACAACAUUUCUCAGCACAUACAAAUACAUAUCAAAACUAAGAUUAAAUAUCAGAAAAUGGAUGUUUGUGUAAAAAAAAAUAAAAUUUUGUAAAAAAUAGUCGCUGAACUAAAACUACAUGAUGAGUGAUUAGUAAUUUUUAUCAUUAACUGCAAUUAAUAGCUGUGUUUUUUCGUGUACUACAAAAACAACA
Messenger RNA from Culicoides brevitarsis, 2978 nucleotides. It is a transcript of the gene alpha-Catr, whose product is annotated as alpha-catulin. Lineage: Eukaryota; Metazoa; Arthropoda; Insecta; Diptera; Ceratopogonidae. The record is from RefSeq and is a predicted model, not a curated record. The coding region runs from base 194 to 2662 and encodes 822 amino acids. The transcript has 12 exons. Gene Ontology annotation, molecular function: actin filament binding; cadherin binding. Gene Ontology annotation, biological process: cell adhesion; Rho protein signal transduction.